This is a messenger RNA of Ostreobium quekettii, 201 nucleotides long. Lineage: Eukaryota; Viridiplantae; Chlorophyta; Ulvophyceae; Bryopsidales; Ostreobiaceae. The record is from the annotation of a GenBank genome assembly.
AUGUUUGUGCCGUUGGCGGCAGGUGAGGAGUAUGCCCAAUGUCCGGUGCCCAAUGACAAGCAAGUCUCAACUGCCAUUGAACCAGUUGUUGACAGCUCCAGAUAUUUCGUGCUGAAGGUUGUGGACAGGGCGUCAGGCCGACAUGCAUUUGUCGGGCUCGGCUUCAGUGGCGUGGUCGGGGUGUGUUAUCCUAUCCUUUAA